Messenger RNA from Cyphomyrmex costatus, 2019 nucleotides. RefSeq lists its product as uncharacterized. The transcript has a single exon. The record is from RefSeq and is a predicted model, not a curated record. Bases 1 to 2019 code for a protein of 672 amino acids. NCBI's taxonomy places the organism in Eukaryota, Metazoa, Arthropoda, Insecta, Hymenoptera, Formicidae.
AUGGAAGAAUUACUAUCGCAGCAGCGAUUAGCUAUGCGCUCUGUCACACGCGCAUUGGAAAACUUUAAGAAGAUCGGCCGUGCAAAUCACACGUACGGCAUAGUUCGGAAUCGCCUUCAAACUCUCAAGGAGACUUACGCUCGAUGCGAGCUCCUGCACGCACAACUGCUCAAAGUCUCCACCAAGGAACAAAAGGAUUCCGAGAAAUACUUCAAGGAGAAUGUCUACAUGGAAUUGGAGGACGCCUACCUCGCAGCAUCGGACUACAUCUCCGAUGCCCUCGCCUCUCUCGAAGCAGAUCAAGCGGCAUCAAGUCCAGGGUUAUCCGUGAGUCAAUCACAGAAAUCCGAAAAAACUUUUACAUUACCGCGCAUUAAUUUGCCGAAAUUCUCCGGCGAUUUACGGGAAUGGGAAACGUUUCGCGAUCAAUUCCGCUCCAUGAUUAUCGAUCAUGCCGAGUUGUCGAAUGUUACGCGCUUGCAAUAUCUUUAUUCAUGUUUAAAGGACGAAGCACGCGAUGCGUUGCGUAAUCUCCCUUUGACCGAAGCUAAUUUUAAAAUCGCGUGGAAUGUACUGCUUGCGCGUUACGAUGAUAAACGUCGAUUAGUGUCGGAACAUAUUCAUACGCUUCAUACGCUACCGGCCGUUAAUACGGAUUCCGCUCAGGAUCUUAUGUCGCUUCGAGAUAAAGCUAAUAUGUCAAUUCAAGCGUUAAAAAAUCUCGGUCGUCCAGUUGAGUGGUGGGACGAUUUGCUCGUCUAUCUAGUCGUGCAAAAAUUAAAUAAAGCCACGCGUAAAGCAUGGGAAUUACAUUUAGGCGAUAAAACGGAAUAUCCGUCGUAUACGGAUCUUCAUAACUUUCUCGCAUCGCGAAUUCGAGCGUUCGAGAAUAUUCCAACGACCAGUACGGUCAAAACAAAACCGAGCAAGUCGUCCGUUCAAAGUCACACGACGACCGCUACCGGAGCUCAUUGUCCGCUUUGUAAACAAGAUCAUUUCUUGUCAGUAUGUCCUGAUUUCAAGAAGAAACAGGUUAACGAGCGUCGCGAUCUUAUUGUCAAAUUUAAACGAUGUCUCAACUGUUUAAGCGCUCGACAUUUCGCGAACACAUGUCCGAGUAAACAUAACUGUCGUCAAUGCCAACAAAGGCAUCAUACGAUGCUUCACGAAGCGACGACAUCAAGCGCGACCGAGAAUUCCCUUGAAUCCAACGAAACGAAUACGUCAAAUGAAAACAACGUCGUUUCACAUUUAAUUACGAAAACAACAUUUGACAAAUCUCGUGUUCUAUUAGCUACCGCGCGGAUUCAGGUGUGUUCUUCGUCUGGUCGCACAGAUGUCAUACGCGCAUUGUUAGAUCAAGGAUCUGUCACUAGAUUAAUUAGUGAAAAUCUCGCUCAACGGCUACGGUUAUCGCGAACACGCGUUGCUGUCUCGGUUACCGGAAUCGGUGAAACGCAAUCCGUCGCACGACAUACUGCUCUGAUUUCGGUAUCAUCUAAGACCGGCAAGGGUCCGUCAUACUCAACGACCGCAAUUAUUAUGCGCUCUCUGACUAAAUACACGCCGCCUAAAAUAGCAUAUCAAAUUUCUCUCGCCCAUUUAAGCGGCCUGCCAUGGGCUGAUCCGCAGCCCUCAAGUGCCGAUCCGAUCGAAAUGAUCAUCGGCGCUGAUCUAUACGGUGCUGUUCUGUUACCGGGCCUGUGCUCAGGUUCCUCUAAUCAGCCAACAGCACAAAAUUCCAUUUUCGGCUGGAUCAUGUCUGGUCCGAUUUCGACGAGUUCGUCUUCAAACAUGUCUAACGUGACAGUUAAUCAUACCACGUUGCACGACAAUCUCGAUGACGAAAUUCGUCAGUUCUGGGAAGUCGAAGAAUUUCUGCAAGUAUCAUACCUCACUCCUGAGGAACAACGUUGUGAGGAACAUUUCCGAGCAACUCAUUCUCGUGACUCUAAAGCCUGUUACACAAUUCGCCGUAGUCGCUGUUGGCAUACGCUAAUCGUACAUCGUACGUCGUAA